AUGGUCACCUCCACCCUCACCUCCUCUUCUUCCUCAACACCUCCUAUGGAACUCAAUAUAGCCACAACACUACCCAUCAAACUUUCCUCCAACAACUAUCCCACAUGGUAUAAGCAAAUCACUUUGGUACUUGAUGCUAAUAAUCUUCUUGUUUAUGUUAAUGGCACCUUUGAAUGCCCUUUUGCUAUAAUUGACAUCGGUGCAACUGUUAUUGAAAAUCCUGCCUUUCUCCAAUGGAAACGUAAGGACAAAUAUAUUUUUCUUGCUCUUUUGGGAUCCUAUGGCUCUGAUGCUCAGAUUGUCACAUCUUCUACCGCCUCUUCUUCUGAUGCAAUGUUGAGACUGACCAAGACUUAUGCCAAUCAUUCUCGUGAUUUCAAUGUCUACAAUUACCUUUGUUCUAUCAAGUUCAUUAUUGGUGAGCUUGCACUUAUUGGACAUCAUGUUAAUGAUCUUGACCUUAUGAUUGCUGCUCUCAAUGAUUUUGGUCUUGGCUUUCGUGAAUUCAGUGCCUUUAUUCGUACCUGUGGAUCUCCUUUCCUGUUUGAUGAGCUAUACCAUAAAUUGGUUGAUUAUGAAAUUUUUAUUCAAAGGGAUGAGCGUCAUCAACAUGUUUUCCUUGUCACUUAA
This is a messenger RNA of Abrus precatorius (Indian licorice), 630 nucleotides long. RefSeq lists its product as uncharacterized. The transcript has 2 exons. The record is from RefSeq and is a predicted model, not a curated record. Lineage: Eukaryota; Viridiplantae; Streptophyta; Magnoliopsida; Fabales; Fabaceae. Bases 1 to 630 code for a protein of 209 amino acids.